GCAUGGCAGGCGACGCAGCAGCGGCGCCGGCGAGCGGCAAUAUCGCCGGGAGCAGCAGCCGGGCCCGCGCGUUCACGUACGGCGAGCUCGCGGCGGCGACGGACAACUUCCAGGCGGAGUGCCUGCUGGGGGAGGGCGGGUUCGGGCGCGUGUACCGUGGCCGGCUGGAGAGCGGGCAGGUGGUGGCGGUGAAGCAGCUGGACCGCGAGGGGGCGCAGGGCAACCGCGAGUUCGUGGUGGAGGUGAUGAUGCUGAGCCUGCUGCACCACCCCAACCUGGUGAACCUGGUGGGCUACUGCGCCGACGGCGAGCAGCGGCUGCUCGUGUACGAGUACAUGGCGCUGGGGUCGCUGGCGGACCACCUGCUGCUCAUGCCCGGCGGCGGCAGCCCCGGCGGCGACGAGCGGCGCGCUCUGAGCUGGGAGACGCGCAUGCGCGUGGCCCUGGGCGCCGCGCGUGGCCUCGAGUAUCUGCACGAGACGGCCAACCCGCCCGUGAUCUACCGCGACCUCAAGUCCUCCAACGUCCUCCUCGACGACGCCCUCUGCCCCAAGCUCUCCGACUUCGGGCUCGCCAAGCUCGGCCCCGUCGGCGACCGCUCCCCGCGCGUCAUGGGCACCUACGGCUACUGCGCCCCCGAGUACGUGCGCGCCGGCAACCUCACCGUCAAGACCGACGUCUACAGCUUCGGCGUGCUGCUGCUCGAGCUCGUCACCGGCCGCCGCGCCAUCGACUCCUCCAGGCCCCCCGCCGAGCAGCUGCUCGUCGCCUGGGCCCGCCCCAUGCUCCGCGACGGCAAGAGGUACCGCGAGCUCGCCGACCCGCUCCUCCGGGGGGCCUUCCCGGAGAGGGACCUCAAGCAGGCCGUGGCCGUGGCCGCCAUGUGCCUGCAGGACGAGGCGUCCGCACGCCCGCUCAUGAGCGACGCCGCCGUCACGCUGGAAUACCUCGCCGAGGCGGCGGCGGCGGCCGAUGCGGCACCACCGAGCACCAGCUAGCUCUAGCCGGCCGCAGGCCAGGAUAUACGUACAUACUGCCAUGUAUAUAUAUACUGUACGUAUUAU
Molecule: messenger RNA, 1064 nt
Organism: Setaria italica (foxtail millet)
Lineage: Eukaryota; Viridiplantae; Streptophyta; Magnoliopsida; Poales; Poaceae
Product: serine/threonine-protein kinase PBL27-like
Exons: 1
Coding region: 3-998 (331 amino acids)
Biological process (GO): protein phosphorylation
Molecular function (GO): ATP binding; protein kinase activity
Source: RefSeq, a predicted model, not a curated record